This is a messenger RNA of Knipowitschia caucasica, 1140 nucleotides long. NCBI's taxonomy places the organism in Eukaryota, Metazoa, Chordata, Actinopteri, Gobiiformes, Gobiidae. The record is from the annotation of a GenBank genome assembly.
AUGGUAAAGUGUGGAGCAGACAGCAGCGGGGGGGCUCCAGGACUCCCGUCGGCUUGGGUUUCAGAAGGGGAGCAGCAGUAUGGGGUGCAGACAGUGAGAGCGGAGGAGGAUGGGGAGGGGGGGUCCAUCUGUCCACAGUCACUUGAUCCUGGGAGUGUGCGGGGCCUGGACUCCUCCCCGACCUUCUGUGCUCUAGAAAACCAUGAGAGCAGAAGAAAGCCACCACACACAACAGGCUCCAGACCAGGCUGCACUAUGGAGCUCCAUGCUUGUCUGGCCCUCACCCUCCUCCUCACCUUACCGUAUACCCAGGCCAUCCACGGCCUGUACAGCUUCGGACAGCAUGACCUCUUCUACAAGAAGAACCACUGCAAGCCCAUCCCGACCAACUUACUGCUCUGCCACGACAUCGAAUACACCGAAAUGCGCCUUCCCAAUCUGCUGGGGCACGAGACCAUGAAUGAGGUUCUUCAGCAGGCUUCCUCUUGGAUCCCGCUGGUGCAAAAGCAAUGCCACCCUGACACCAGAAAGUUCCUCUGCUCCCUGUUCGCGCCGGUGUGCCUGGACGACCUGGACGAGCCCAUCCAGCCGUGCAGGUCCCUGUGCGAGAGCGUGAGGAACGGCUGCGCACCCGUCAUGUCGGCCUUUGGGUUCCCAUGGCCCAAGAUGCUGGAGUGUGAACGCUUUCCCCUUGAUAAUGAUUUGUGCAUUCCACCUGCCAGCCCUGGGACAGUUGUGCCAGCGACCAAAGAAGUUCCAAGGGUGUGUGACGCUUGCAAGGAAACAGAUGAAAACGAUAAUGAGAUUGUAGACAACCUGUGUAAGAACGACUUUGCUCUUAAGAUCAAAGUGAAAGAAAUCUCCUACAUAAACGGCGACACCAAGAUCGUCCCCGAGACCAAGAGCCGAACCAUCUACAAAAUGAACGGCGUGACGGAGCGUGACCUACGUAAGACUGUGCUGUGGCUGCGCGACGGCCUUCAGUGCAUCUGUGAGGAAAUGAACGACAUCAACGCCGCCUACCUGGUCAUGGGCCAGAAGAUGGACGGACACCUGGUCAUCACCUCGCUCAAGCGCUGGCAGAAAGGGCAGCGCGAGUUCAAGAGGAUCUCCCGCAGCAUCCGUAAACUGCAGUGCUGA